AUGGACCUCGCUGAAGGAUUAAUCAUUUCAUUGCUUCUUCAGCUUACCAUCUCUCUUCAUCUCUGUUCUUCAUCUACAGACACCUUGAAUUUCAACGAAUCCCUUGCAGACGGUCAAGUGCUAGUCUCCAAUGGAGAAAGCUACACUCUUGGUUUCUUCAGCCCUGGGAAUUCAAGCAAUCGAUACCUUGGAAUUUGGUACACCAAAGUUUCGGUACAAACCGUGGUUUGGGUCGCGAACAGAGACAACCCGAUCAACGAUGCUUCCGGAUCGCUCUUGAUCGAUACUCGAGGGGCCGUGGUUCUGCAACGGGCAAGGAGGAACUCUACUCCUCUGUGGUCUACGAAUGUCUCUGCCGAAGGGAAUUUUACGGCUAAGCUAUUGGAUGAAGGUAAUUUUAUCCUGGUUCGACCGGAUGGGAAGACGGUUAUAUGGCAGAGCUUUGAUCACCUAACGGACACCAUCUUCCCGAACAUGAAGUUCGGGUUGGACCGCAGAACGGGACUGAACAGAUCGAUUCGGUCGUGGAAGUCGCCCGACGAUCCUGCCAUGGGAGAUUGGUCCUACUACUUGGACCCGACCGGGGUGCCUCAGAUGAUCCUGCAAAACGGUCGGACCAAACGGGUGAGGUUCGGACCAUGGAACGGCAUCCGCUGGAAUGGGGUUCACGAGACAUCCACUACUUUCAAGUUCAACACAAUUGUUGUAGACGUGGAUAGCGAGACGACGGUGGUUUGGAAGAUCCAAAACCCGGCAGUCAUAUCGAGGAUGUACGUGGACUCGUCGGGGUUCACGAAACUCGCCACGUGGCAAGAUCAGGAUCGUCGGUGGAUCGAUUUCGGGUCCGCUCCAAAGGACCCGUGUGAUUACUAUGGACGAUGUGGGCCGAACGGGAACUGUGACCCUUUCAAUGCAGGGGAGCUGGAGUGCAGGUGCCUCCCCGGGUUCCAACCGAAGGAUCCGGACAGCUGGUACGUAAGGGAUGGUUCGGGUGGGUGCGUCAGGAAACGGUCAGGAAAUUCGACUUGUGGUAAUGGCGAAGGAUUCGUGAAGUUGGAAAAUGCUAAAAUUCCUGAUACAUCGUUUGGGCGAUUGAACGAUGGUGUGGAUUUGGAUAUUUGUGAACGGGAAUGCUUGAUGAACUGUUCUUGUAUGGCUUACGCGAGUUCUAAUUUGACGAGUGGAGUCGGGUGCGUUACAUUUUACGGAGAUUUGAUGGAUACCAGAGUGUUUGCUGAUGGUGGCCAGGACUUGUACGUGCGAGUGGAUGCAAUCGAGUUGGGAACUAAAGGAGACACCAAUCAUAUUACCCUUGGAACGGAGUAUGACGAUGAGAAAGAAAACUUGUAUGAAGACAAGGAAUCACACGUACAAAUUUUCGACGUAAAUGGCAUAUUUGCUGCAACAAAACAAUUUUCUUUAGCCAACAAGCUUGGACAAGGCGGCUUUGGGUCUGUGUACAAGGGUUUGCUAUCCGACGGGCGAGAAGUAGCUGUGAAAAGAUUGUCACGAACUUCGAGGCAAGGAGUCCAGGAGUUCAAGAAUGAAGUGAGACUAGUGUCCAAACUCCAGCACAAGAAUCUUGCAAGGCUUCUUGGUUGUUGCAUUCAUGGAGAGGAGAAGAUGUUGGUCUAUGAGUACUUGCCAAACAAAAGUUUAGACUUCUUCAUUUUUGAUAAAACCAAAGGCUCGUUAUUGGAUUGGAAGAAGCGGUUUGAUAUCAUUAUCGGAAUCGCUAGGGGUUUGAUGUACCUACACCAAGAUUCCAGGUUGAAGAUCAUCCACAGAGAUCUAAAGCCUAGCAAUAUUCUACUUGAUGCCGCAAUGAACCCCAAAAUUUCGGACUUUGGAAUGGCUAGGUUGUUUGGAGAAGAUCAAACAGAAGCCAAUACCAUUAGAGUUGUUGGAACAUAUGGAUACUUGUCGCCAGAGUAUGCGAUGAAAGGUCUAUAUUCAACGAAAUCAGAUGUCUUCAGCUUUGGUUUGGGUAGUUGCCCUGCAGGUGUGGGUACCCUCCUGGCACGUGAGUUGCCCCGUACGGAAUCUCCCCGCCAGCUGGUUCCCGGUAGUCCACCCUCCUGUACUGCUGGGCCGUCGGGUUCCGGCGAUGCCCGGUUCGUCCCACUUCCGGCCGACCCAGACCGCCCCGGCGCCGCCACUCCUCCUUCGGCGGCCGUGCCGCCUCCACCUGCCGGGACCACCGCCGCCGAGCCCUCGCCGCCGGCUCCGCCUGCCCCGUCCCCCGCCGACGAGCCCGCGCCCCCAGUGGCGCCGCCGCCGCCCCCUCCUGCUCGCCCUAAGACCUCAGCCACCAUCGCCUUCAGCUCCCCAAUGGCGAGCCACACCCUCUGCGACUCCACCUCCCGGGCUCGCGCGUGUGGGACUUAUGGAGAGAAGGAAGAGCAUUGGAGAUAG
Messenger RNA from Linum tenue, 2415 nucleotides. The record is from the annotation of a GenBank genome assembly. Lineage: Eukaryota; Viridiplantae; Streptophyta; Magnoliopsida; Malpighiales; Linaceae.